Drosophila obscura is the source of this 654-nucleotide messenger RNA. Its product is annotated as proline-rich antigen homolog. The transcript has a single exon. NCBI's taxonomy places the organism in Eukaryota, Metazoa, Arthropoda, Insecta, Diptera, Drosophilidae. Bases 340 to 651 code for a protein of 103 amino acids. The record is from RefSeq and is a predicted model, not a curated record.
CCCCCCAGGCAAGGCUGUAGUCAAGUACAAGGCCCCAAAAGAUACCAAACCAAAGACAUAUCAAAAUCUUAUCGAAACUACAGAACUUCUGAUAUCGGACUGGGAAUGUAAGACCAUCGGAUAUCGUAUCUUAUCAGCCGAAACAGUAGCUGACAAAAUUAAACCAAACAAAAGAAAAACCCCCAUUAAUGUCUGGGCUCGGGCACUGUGUAAUUGAUAUUUAAUUAGCGGCGGACACUCGAGCCAUCCGUAGAUAAGGGCAACCACACAACUCGUUCCAUUCAACAGCUCCGCAGUUCCAGCGGUCAGUGGGCAGUCAGCAAUCGGCAGUCAAUCGAAAUGCCUCCACCAGGACGAGGCUACGGACCCCCACGACCCGGACCUGGACCCUGCUAUGGCCCGCCCCGCGGCGGUGGUGUGAAUGUGGGCAUCAACAUCGGCGGACCGCCACGUCCGCCACCCAUCGGAGUGGGCAUCGGUUUCUGUCCACCGCCAGUGAUUAUUGGUGCACCGCCGCCACCUGCUGUGGUCAUCGGAGCUCCACCGCCGCCCGUCUACAUGCCACCACCCCGACCCACCGUUGUGGUGGGCGCCCAGCCAGCGGUCUAUGCCCAACCCGCUGGGGAGGUUGUAUGCUGCACGAUACUCUGAUCG